Messenger RNA from Labrus mixtus (cuckoo wrasse), 3316 nucleotides. Its product is annotated as LIM domain kinase 1-like. The transcript has 16 exons. Gene Ontology annotation, molecular function: protein serine/threonine kinase activity; protein binding; ATP binding. Gene Ontology annotation, biological process: actin cytoskeleton organization; protein phosphorylation; positive regulation of stress fiber assembly. The record is from RefSeq and is a predicted model, not a curated record. Gene Ontology annotation, cellular component: nucleus; cytoplasm; neuron projection. NCBI's taxonomy places the organism in Eukaryota, Metazoa, Chordata, Actinopteri, Labriformes, Labridae. The coding region runs from base 155 to 2596 and encodes 813 amino acids.
AGAGAGAGGGGGGGGGGGGUGGAGGGCAGAAAAAAAGACUACGCCUGCUCCUGGUCACAACAGAAUACAUGUAAGAUCUGUUUAUGAGCACAUGCAGCCAACAAGCUCUCUUCUCAUCUGGGUGAAGUGUCUAUCUGUGAAGUAACGGAGCAGAAUGUCACGACGGGACCAGAGGUUUCGGAGGGGAAUGAAAGGACGAUCUUCUUGUUCCAAAAGGAAACCCAGCAGGACAACAGACAAAACAGGGAGGAAACCAUGGUGUUGUGAGUGUAGCUGCAUCCUGUCCCACUGGUACUAUGAAAAAGAGGGGCAGCUUUACUGUAAGAAGCACUACUGGGCCCGUUAUGGAGAGCACUGCCACGGCUGCAAGGAGAGCAUUACAAGUGGACUCAUUAUGGUUGCUGGAGAGCAGAAGUACCACCCUGAAUGCUUCACUUGUGUGAGCUGUGAAAUGUUCAUCGGUGAAGGAGACACCUACACACUUCUGGAACGCACUAAACUUUAUUGUGGUCACUGUUUCAGUCAGGGGGUAGUACCAACUACAAGGUCAGCUUCUCCACUCAGCAAGAGUCCCCAUAGGGUCGCACUGGUGUCUUUCCCUCCCCAUGAAGGUGGCCGAGGAGGCUUGGCUUUAGCCACUGACCUCAGCCAAGAGAAGGGUCUUCUUGUCACUGUGACAGGGUUAGACGCAGCUGUGCUCAGCCCUGACCUGCUAUCCUCUAUCCACACUGGCGACCGAGUAUUAGAGGUCAACGGUAUGCCUGUCAGCAGCAUUUCAAGAGAAGAAAUGAACUAUGUUAUUCAGGACACAAGCAGACCGCUGCAGCUAACCAUUGAACACAACCCACAUUCAACUGACAGCCUACUUCCCUCAAACAAUGCCAAGGAAGAUGUCAGCUGUCUUGAUCCCUGUGUCCACAACAAACUUAAUUCAGCCCACAAACUUCCGAGUCUCGAGGAAGAACCAAGUCAAGAAGGGGAGCCAGAUGAACCAAGCCACAUGAGCCUCUCCCUGCCUCAGCAACAAGGGCCAAGGGGAAUACGAUCCAGACAUAUUCAGCGCAGCUGUAGUAUAGACAAAUUUCCAUUGUCCCCUGGAGCACUGUCACUUUUAUCCAAUAGAAGGGACAUGGUUCGCUCAGAGUCUCUACGCGUAGACCCUGGAGAUCGGACCCAUCGCAUCUUCAGACCUUCAGACCUCAUCCAUGGAGAAGUACUAGGCAAGGGCUUCUUUGGACAGGCUGUCAAGGUAACGCAUCAGGAGACAGGGGAGGUGAUGGUGAUGAAAGAGUUAAUACGGUUUGAUGAAGAGACACACAAGACUUUCUUAAAGGAGGUGAAGGUGAUGCGCUGCCUAGACCAUCCAAACGUUCUCAAGUUCAUUGGAUUGUUUUAUAAAGAUAAACGAAUCAACUUUGUCUCUGAAUACAUCAAGGGAGGAACUCUCAGAGAAACCAUCAUUAAAAUGGAUCAGGAGUUUCCCUGGGGAACUAGAGUGGGUUAUGCCAAAGACAUUGCAGCUGGAAUGGCCUAUCUACACUCCAUGAAUGUUAUCCAUCGAGAUCUUAACUCACACAACUGCCUGGUCAGAGAGAACCAGACUGUGGUUGUGGCAGAUUUUGGACUAGCCAGGCUGGUGAUGGAGGAGAGAAAUCAGAGCCAAAUAUCCUCUCUGGAAAGGCCUGGGAAGGGGACACUGACAGAGCUCCGCAGGCCUGAUCGGAGAAAACGGUACACUGUGGUUGGAAACCCCUACUGGAUGGCCCCUGAGAUGAUCAAUGGGAAAAGUUAUGAUGAACGAGUGGACAUCUUUUCUUUUGGUAUAAUGAUAUGUGAGAUAAUAGGUAGAGUGAGUGCAGACCCAGAUGACCUUCCCCGGUCAAAUGACUUUGGCCUAAAUGUAGCAGGUUUCCUACAGCAGUACCACCCUCCACAGUGCCCAUCAUCUUUCCUGCCGCUGGCCGUCCUCUGCUGUGACAUCGAUGCUGAUAAACGUCCGUCAUUUUCAAAGCUGGAGGAAGGGCUUGGGAACCUUCUGAUGCACCUAGACAUCGGUCUACCUCUGCUAUCUGAAUUUGAGCAACUCCGCAGAGUCUUCUGGAACAAACAAAACCAGCAAAAGCACUUACACAACCAGGAUAUGACUCUUGACUCUUGUGAGAAAACCUACUGUUCCAGGACACAAACAAAGAGUUCAGACACCAAGGGCUGUUCAGAAAAUGCAAAUAAUCACAAAGAGUUUAACAACCAAGCUCAGAGUGAAAAAAGUAGCACAUUUGAAAACCAUAUGGACAAAGAGCAUCACACUCAGGACAACAAUGACAAAAGAACUGAGAACAACCAAUUUUGUUUAGGCAAGGAAUGUGAAGACAAGUCACAAGACAAGACUCUGUUUUGCAAAUCUUCAAGGAUAGACUCGAACAAAAAUGGGUUGGAAACGUGUGAACACAAUCACCCCUUGGAACAACCAAAUGCCAAGCAUGAGCCCUCAAGACCGCAGAAGGUCAACAACGUGCUGCUGGAUCAGUCUAACAGGCCCAGGAGAAGAUGCAGAGUUCUGUGGGACAGCUCUGCAGAGGACAGCUCUUUUCUCUGAUCACUAAAUGUGAUGGAAAAGACAGGAAACAGUUUUGAGGGAAAAAAUACUUUUUUGAAGACAUUUCACGUUUCACACUGGAAGAUCCUGUUAAGAGUAAUUUUGCUGAAGACUACUGCAUCUUUAGUAAAUAUUUCAUGCACCACUAUGACAACUGCCUUGCACAUUUAAUAUGCCUCAUAUUGCUCUGUUAACAAGUAUUUAUGUGGUUUCAACUAUGGGUGUACUAGAGCUCAACUUAUGCUGGAUUUAGUAAAUGGCCAUACAAACAUUUUAUUAUUCAAAAUUAGAGACAUAUUGGCCGGUAUGUAAUUUUGAUAAGGAUUUCUAACAUUUACCUAAAAAUGUUCUUUUUUUUGUGGAUAAAAUGUGAUGGUAUUCAUAUAUCUCAAUAAGCUGAAACAAAUCCUUAGCAUUCUGAAAUCUACUUUAAUUUCUCUUUUAUUAUCAGACAACAUGUAUGAUGAUUUAAAGUAUGAUAAGGCAAAACUUGACUGCAAUUUUUUCAGUUAGGCUCUAGUGUCACCUCUGUUAAAAAAGCUGUGAAACAUAUGGCACUUUAUACUUUAAGCUGCGAUGCAAGGGUCCGUUAUUUAUCAGGAUGUCUUUUCUGUUAUAUUUUUUGCAGACCAUGAACAACACACUGCAUUGUGAACAGUUCAUGUAAGAGCUAUAGGCUAACUGUAGUGGAUUAAAUAAAAAUAAAGAGACAGAAAGUAA